Cylicocyclus nassatus is the source of this 384-nucleotide messenger RNA. NCBI's taxonomy places the organism in Eukaryota, Metazoa, Nematoda, Chromadorea, Rhabditida, Strongylidae. The record is from the annotation of a GenBank genome assembly.
AUGGACUCUUCAGAAGAGGCAAAAACUAUCUUGUUACCACUCUUGGGCCAAUUUCAUAAACUUGCAGAAGCCAGAGAUUACGAAAAGCUAGCCGCCUUUUACGAUCCAAACGCUGUCAUUGUCAAUGCUGGAAAGGAUGUGAUCUACGGAAAAGAAGCUCUAAAGAAGGAUUUUGAAAAUUUUCUAACACGUGCGGGUAAACUGACGCCAAAGAGCUCCAAUCAUCACUAUAGAAUGUGUGAAGAAUUCAUUAUUUUGACAGCCGACUAUGAGACAAAAACAGAAAAAAUGGGAGUGCUAAAAGGAAGGUUCACCCAAAUUUGGCGCAAAUGUAAUGGUAAAUAUCUAAUGAUACAUCUGGAGGAUGCACCAACGACGCAAUGA